CUCCUACCUCCGCUCCGGCGAACUCCGACGAGGUCUACGACGCCGCCUCCACCUUCUACUACGUCUCCUCCGUAAGUUCGACCAUCCCCAGUCAUUAACAUUUACCGGAGCAGGCUGAUUCCAGCAGCAUGGCGAGUGCCCAAGGUACCAGCAGGCAAACGAAGGACCUGAAGGCUGCUGCUUCUUCCUUGAAGUUUAAGCUCAAAAAAGGAUUUCAGACCUCAGUUAUUCCACCUCCGAGUCACAAAGGGUGCGGAUGCAAGAUAUCGAGAUGCAGGAUGAAGGUCUGUCCUUGCAUGAAGAACAAUUACAGGUGUACCUCCAAGUGCACCUGCCGAGGAUGUGAGAAUAGACCUGCGGCGAAAGGGAAAGAGGCUAAGGACCCAGACACGGGCUCUGUCAUGAACGAACUACCAGAACAGGCUAAGGAGCCGGCGCAGAAGGAAGAGCAAUCCAAAGAAUCUCGGGAGAACAGGGGCCCCGGCAGGAUAAAACGACCACGAAACAAGAAAUGAUGACAGUCGUCAGUUCAGUCACCUUUUGUGCAGUGAUGAUCAUAGUCUUCAGUUCAGAGGAUGUCACCUUCAGUGCAGUGAUGAUGUCAGUCUUCAGUUCAAAGAAUGCUGCCUUACCACCCUGAACACGCCGUCCAUUCUCUGUUCAAAUAUGCCACUUCCUGUCAUUUGAAUAUGGGAUUG
Lolium rigidum is the source of this 698-nucleotide messenger RNA. RefSeq names its product protein lin-54-like. The coding region runs from base 129 to 515 and encodes 128 amino acids. The transcript has 6 exons. NCBI's taxonomy places the organism in Eukaryota, Viridiplantae, Streptophyta, Magnoliopsida, Poales, Poaceae. The record is from RefSeq and is a predicted model, not a curated record.